Messenger RNA from Tremella mesenterica DSM 1558, 2541 nucleotides. RefSeq lists its product as uncharacterized. The transcript is spliced from 6 exons. Lineage: Eukaryota; Fungi; Basidiomycota; Tremellomycetes; Tremellales; Tremellaceae. Gene Ontology annotation, biological process: actin cytoskeleton organization. The coding region runs from base 1 to 2541 and encodes 846 amino acids. Gene Ontology annotation, molecular function: actin binding. The record is from RefSeq and is a predicted model, not a curated record.
AUGGCGGCCGUCAUGCAUCCCUCUCGACCUUCGAUGGAUCGUUCUUCUUCUUUCGAACAUCCACGUCCUCGUUCAUCUGCUUCAUUCUAUGACCGUCCCCCUUCCCCCAUCCCUAGACCAACAACUCAUACGCGUACUUCCUCUUCCUCUUCUAAUUCACAUUACUCUCAACCUUUUCCAAACUUUUACUCUCAAACACCAUUCAAUCAAACAUGGUCUGCCAACCCUCAACCGAAUUCUUCUUUUUACGCCACGCCGUUUCACGGUUACGCCCACCAACCCGUGUUUCACCAACCGCCGGGACACGAUUUCCCUGCUUGGGCGAACGCGUAUCAUCACAUGGUCAUGGCCAGUGUAGCCAACGGCGCUCAUCCCGGUGGAGUCACACCACCACCUACUACUGAGUAUCACGAACAUGAACGUAGAAGGACUAAUUCAGGUCCACAACAAUACCCUAAUCCUUCUCUUCAAUAUUCACCACAAUCAUCACAAUUUCCUCCAGGAUCAAAAAUGGCUCAAUCUGUAACCGCCCAACCUUUUCAUCCUUAUAAACGAGGACCAACUCAUCGUCCUUCGAGAGAAAGUAUGAAAUCUAAUCAAACUGCCAAUGUCAUCACUUCCAGUCUUCCUAGAUCAGUAUCACAACCUACUUUACCAACUUCAUUCGACCAAAGAACUCCUUCCCCCGCUCCCACGUCCACGCGUCAAGACUCACGCAACAACGGAAAUGUGGAACCGGCACCUCGUACGGCAUCCCCCGCACCUUCUCCCCGCGUUAACAACCAAGAAGAACGUCGACCAUCUGUAUCAAACGCCAACGCCAACGUCGUCACCACCACCGCCACUAACAACACCCAAGAUAAAUCCACUCCAUCAUCUAAAAAUCCAACAGUUAGAGUAUCCACUCCACUCCAUCCAGGUCCAAUCACAGCAGCUACCAAUACUCCUCAACUACGUCCUUCGCCACUAUCACAAACCUCCCUCACCGCCUCUGCAGAACCUGAAAAGAAAGGUUUCAAAGGCAUGUUCAAAAGGAACCUUGAUAAAGAUUCUUCACGAAAAAUGUCAACACCACCACCUUCAACACCCGCUGUCAAACCAACAACAGCGUCACAAUACAAAGCUCUCCCUCUGACUCCUGCUGGUUCUCAACCUCAUACAAAGAUAUCCGCUUCACCAGCUGAAUCUUCUACUUAUUCCGCUACACCUCCAACGACCCCACCACAGGAAUUGGACCCUCCCAACGCACCGUUCUCGUAUGACAAUGUCGCUGCUAUGGGUAGCGAAUUGUCUUUGGCAGAGACGGAAAGGACUGCUACGGCUCAGAAAAAGGAAAAGAAAAGUUUGUUCAGGAUGAAGAACAUGAGUACGGAUAAUAUUUCUUUAUCAUCUACGGUAUCUUCAGCUAGUAUGAUGAUUCGGAAAAUGGGCAGUUUGGGAAAAUUGGCGAGACGGAACAGUCUCAUGGGUAUCUCGAAAAUCUUCAAAGAUCGACCCAAAGACGAAGACGGUGCACUUCCCGAACGUGAAGUGAAGAAGGAGAAGAAAGGCAAGAAGAAGAGUAAGGGCGAAAUCGUCCCUGCUGCCGUAUCACGUCUCACGGCCGAAGCGGAAGAAGAUAAAUCUCUGGCUGGACUUUCCCCUGCUGCCAAAUUAGCUCGUCAACAUACUUUACGAUCCAAAGCCGAAGCUGAAAAACGCAAUCAGAACCUACCAACGGGUGAACCAGCAUGGGAUAAUAACACGACCACCAGAACGUCGAAAUCUUCACCAGGGACAGGUGGUCCAGAAGUUUUACAUAUCUUACCUCGAUCCAAAGUCGUUCAAGCUGUAGCGGUCAGCGGACAGGAAUACGAUAGUGACAAUGAUUCCUCUGAUGGUGAAACGAUAGAGGAUUUAACUGCUACGAUGGGUAAAGCUAGAUUAUCAAGUACAUCGGAGAAUGAGAGGUUUUUAGCAUUAUGGGGAAACGCCAUAAUCGAUAAAGGUUUGGUACCGAAGAAGGGGAUUUUGAAAGUCACCAAAUCUCAAGAAGAUCUCGAAGCAGCUGCUUCACGUCAAAGAUCAAACUCUGCCACUUCAGUUCCCACUCCUUUGAUCUCAUCUUCCCUUUCUCGUGCACCUGUCGAUCCUACCAAAUUAGCAGGUUUAGACGGUAUAGGAGUCAGAUUCAAUAAUCAAACGUCAACUCCAGAUCGACAAACUUAUGCAAACGUAGUGAACAAUACAUCGGAUAGAUCGAUAUAUUCAAACGUUGCUGGAAACACUUCAGCUCCCGCGUUAAACUUUUUACCUGGACAAGGUAAACCUAUAACACCAAGAAGUAUGACGGCACCUGCUAAGAGAAGAUUGGUCUGGGCACCGGAAUGCGCGGUUUAUAGUACUUAUGAUGCUGGGACAUAUGAUAGGAGGAGUGAACCUGCUACUUGUAAUAGGUUGACACCAGAGUUGGCAAUGUCGAUCAAGCAGGAAUUAAACGCUUUCAAACUUGAAAUGGAUGUACAUCCUUCUUCCAGAGUUCAUACUCAUUACUUUGCAUGA